CGCUCGCGGACACGACUGGACCCUUUACGUGGUGACGUAGCAGCUGCGUCGUGCCCCUCCGCUCCAAACAACUCAGACACCGACAGAAGCAGCUGAACGCUCUCCGGCUCAACACUCUCCAGCUCCGGCCUCGUCGGACGAUGUGCUGACGGGGGGGUUUUCUGUGGAUGAACACGGAGCUGAACGCGGGUGACGACAUCCACCGAACACCGGGAAAAUCCCCGAGACUCGGGGUUCAACGCCUCACCCCUUUUCCCUCUUGGACACGGAGCAACACAGUGAGAAAAUGGAGAACCUGCACCCCCACUGCCUUAAAUGCAUCAAAAGAAGAUGCAUGGUAAGACCAGAAGCGGGGGUUUCUUGCGACCUCAUGUGCUGCCCUCUUGUUUGCGGGGCAGUUUUUCACUCAUGUAAACUUGAGGAACAUCGCCUGUUGUGUCCGUACGAGCGGCUGCCGUGCCUAAACAGUGGGUUUGGCUGCCCCUUCUCAAUUGCAAGGAUCAGGAUGGCAAAGCACCUGGAGACUUGCCCUGCAAGUAUAGUAUGUUGUACAAUGGAGUGGAACCGCUGGCCUGUGAGCUACGCUGAUCGCAAGUCUUAUGAGAACUUGAGCAAAGACUUUGAUGAGGUGGAGCAGCUGGACAUGGCCUUGGCCCUGCAGGACCAGCGGAUGUUGUUAGAGUCCCUGAAGGUUACGACCACUGUGUCAAAGAAUGGAGUUAAAGAAGCAGAUGAAAAGAACAAGAUGGCAACAGCGUCAAGUUUACCAGAGACAGUGUUAGGUAAUAGAACAGUGGAAAUGGAGGCAGAACCCUAUACUGAGUUGUACAGCAGCUCAUCGGAGACAAGUAGAAGUUUGGCAGCAGCUCUGGACAUCCUCUCUAAUUCUGCGGAUAUUGAUGUAAUUGUUGGGAAUCUAAAUGGGGAAAAGACUGAUAAGAAUGGAGCCCUCCACAACGGAGAAAAUGGUGAUAACCAUAAUGUUUAUGUGGCUGAGGGUGGGAAGAAUGUAGAUAUGCAGGAGAGCGACUCUGAUUCAGAGUGUGAGCUUGGAGCAGUGGGUGGAGUUGACUUUGCUGUGAACACACAUAGAGAAGGAGAUGGAAUUGGCUGGGGAGAAGAAAAUGAUUUUGUAGAGUUGUUUUUUGAGGAAAAGGAAGAUAUCAUUGAGGAGCCAGUAAAUGAUUCCAAUCUCAUCUGGCCAGAGAUGCCUCAGAAUUUCAUGCCCCUCGUGGCUCUGGGGCCUCCUGUGCCCCAACAAGCACCACUCUCACCCCCUAUGCCAUUGCUGCUUUCUGAUCAUGCGAGAAAUAACUUCUUGCAAGUGCAACACUUACCCAGUGAACUCAGGUAUAGGUGCUUGGAGCGUAAACUACAGAAUGUAGAAGUCCUAAGAGGUAUUAGCAUGUUCACAUUUAAUGGACGUCGGGCUCUGCUGUCAGACCCGUACUUGUUUCGAGCAAAGAUGGAGGACAAGUCGGUUGAUACGUCUGACCUAGAGGUAGCUGACGACCCCUUGGGUCUCCACGGCAUCGACCUCAUCACUGCAGCUUUGCUGUUUUGCCUCGGAGAUUCUCCUGGGGGCAGAGGCAUCUCAGACAGCAGAUUUGUUGAUGGCUAUCACAUUGACUUUGGUACUCAGACAUUCUCCUUCCCCUCAGCCAUUCUUGCUACCAACACCAUGGUGGGGGACAUUGCUUCAGCCUCUGCCUGUGAUCACGCCAGCCCACAGCUUUCCAACCCCAGCCCCUUCCACACUCUCAGGCUAGACCUGGUGCUUGAAUGUGUGGCUCGAUACCAAACCAAACAACGCUCCAUGUUCACUUUUGUGUGUGGGCAGUUGUUCCGGCGGGACGAGUUCUCGUCUCAUUUCAAAAACGUACACGGAGAUAUCCACGCUGGACUUAACGGCUGGAUGGAACAACGCUGCCCCUUGGCCUACUAUGGCUGCACCUACUCCCAAAGACGAUUCUGCCCAUCGGUGCAGGGCUUCCGAAUAAUCCACGACAGGCACCUCGGCUCUUUCGGGGUUAAACCUGGUCUACCUUUAAGAACGGGAGAAACCUUCCCAAGAAACACCUGCCACUUUGUUGAUCAGUGCGAUCAGUUCAGCAGUCUUCCAUUCGAGGUUUUGCAACAUGUAGCAAGCUUCCUGGACAGUUUCAGCUUGUGCCAACUAUCCAGGGUGUCCCGCACCAUGAGGGAUGUGUGUGCCAGUCUGCUUCAGAUGCGUGGCAUGGUCGUCCUGCUGUGGGAGAAGAAACGGCGUGCUGAUGGUUCUUCUUCAUGGCAGAUCACAGAUAAGGUGUGGAGAUUCAGUACAGCUUUCGGUACAGUGAACGAAUGGAAGUUUGCCAACAUCGCCAGCAUGGCCGACCACCUCAAGAAGUGCAAGUUCAACACGAUCAGUCGCCGGGAGGAGGCCAUCCCUCUGCCGUGCAUGUGUUUCACCAGAGAGCUCACGAAAGAGGGCAGGUGUUUACGUUCAGUUCUCAAACCAGUAGCAUAAGCGAUGAAGUCAGUGUUUGGACAUUUCUGAGGCCAUCGGAAUUCCUCCAGCGUUUACUGUGUUUAAAGACUUUUGUCUCUUCCAGCCUUAAAAAGAUUUUAACUUCUGGUUGGAUGUUAAAAACUGCUGGUUGUUGUUCGGUUCACAGUGGAACAAAAAUCUUCCCUCCUAGAAAUAAGACCCGGCCAGUUGUGGGCUGACGUUCUCGCAAUCACAGAUCAGGAUGGUCACAAUCAAAUUGAAUUGCUAGCCUUGUGUUUCAUGAGGGAUUUAUUAAUACCAUUGUACUGAAGUUCUACUAUUAUCUACUCUGACAUAGUGUAAAUAAUCAGAUGAUAUGAUGUAGAUUUUUUUAUUUUUAUAUUGAUAAGUCAGUACUGUGCUACACUGGAGGUAAGAGUAGAGCCUUAACUUGCGAUACACUUGAUUUUCUAGUCUUGGGGUCGUUGAGAACAUCUCAGUGAGAUUUCUUUACUGCUUCCAGCUGUAACAGUUUACUGGUAUCUUGCACGGUUUUAUAUUGUAUCAUGAUAGUGAGUGACCGUCUGUGUGUGUGUGUGCUGCUUAGAGCUCAUAGGUUUCAUGGCGUUAAUGCUACAUAGUACGACUGACCAAACAUCUGUGGUCGCUCUCCACACUGUUGAUGUUACUCAGCAGAAGCGUAGCACCAUCAUCAGCGUGUGGGGUGUGUUUAGUGGUUUGGUAUGUGGAGCUGAAAUUACAGCAGUAACAAAGGGUUCUCUUCUGUUCUUCUCUCACCUCUGACCAAUGAGCAGGCAUAUUGGUCAGGAUGAGAAUAGUUUUCUCUGAAAAUCUAAAUGUAGCAAGUGACAGAACAGGGCACACAGUGAAUAUAAGAAUCCAUCAGCGACCAUCGACGAUGACGAGGAAGGUUUGUUUCCCUCCCUCAGUGUCAGACCUCAGAAACCCCUGCUGGUCAGGUGUUUACGACUACAGCAGGCACACACUUCCCUCCAGUAACUAGCAUCACUAAUAAUGUUCACAUUCAUUAUUUAUCAUGUGAGUAUGUUUAAGGCACUACAUGUCACACUUUGUUCAAAUGUUUUGGUGUCUCAGGGUUACCUUUGUCUCGCAGCAGAUUGUGCGUGUGGUCAACGAAAUAGCUCAGACUGACACGCUGACUUGAUUCUUGUGGGGUCUUACAGCCGACUGGUGUACCACUCAGUAUUAUUACUACAUAGUGUGUGUGUGUGUGUGUGUAUUUUGCAGUGGUGGACUAACAAAUGAAAAGUUUUUUGGAUUUGUCUUCCCAUCAGGAAUAACUGAACCAGGACGUCAGCUGUUUGUUGAAUGUUCUUUUAAAACAUGGAGUGAUCAAAAUUGUUUGGAUUUGGUAUUUAGGUCUAACAACACAUGGACACAGUUUUAAGUAGAUCACGUUCUUGGUUUAAAAAUGUCACAAAAAACUGAAAAAAUUUAUAUUCCUUUGAGGGGCAAAAACAUUUUGUUGUUGUUUUUUAUAGUUUUGAAGUCAGAUUUAAAGCCCAAGUGAUUUUUAAUCUGUUUUUUUAUUCUAAUAAGUCUUGAGUUUUGGUUUAUUUUCCUAUUUUUGUACUGGUACUUUUAUUUGGAAAGAGAAAAGAGACAAAAUCUGUAAAGUCUGGAUUUGUAUUUGGAAUAUUGAUUUGCACAUGAAGGUAUGUACUGUAACAUUAGAAACCUGAGGGUUUUUUUCUCCCUUGUGCUCUGCAUGAGUUUGAUGUCUUUGGAAAAUGAAUCAGUCAGUCCAGUUGCAGACAUGUUGAUUCAGUUUGAUUUCAUAUGAGCCAUUACAUAAAAAAACAAAUCUUGUAUCAUGAUGAAUUUCUGUCAGAUCUGCCUCAUUCCUCAAGUUCUAACCUUUUUAAUUUGAUGAAGUGGAAUGGGGACCUGAGCUUUCAGUCACUAAAUGUUUGUCAUCUGCAGCACACUCUUGUUUUUCUUUCAUUUCAAUGCAGACAGGUCUUUGCAGGCACCUGGAGUGUAUCAGCAUUUCAUCCGAAUUCAUUGUUGUUUUUUUCCACUCCUGCUGAAUGAGGUGUACGUGUGUUUUUCACAACAAUAUGCCAGCUUCAUUUGUUGUUCGACUUUUGAAGCAUUUUAAUAAAGAGGCUCUCGGUUUUUAAAA
Messenger RNA from Paralichthys olivaceus (Japanese flounder), 4637 nucleotides. RefSeq names its product F-box protein 30a (gene fbxo30a). The record is from RefSeq and is a predicted model, not a curated record. Lineage: Eukaryota; Metazoa; Chordata; Actinopteri; Pleuronectiformes; Paralichthyidae. Gene Ontology annotation, molecular function: zinc ion binding; ubiquitin protein ligase activity; protein binding.